Messenger RNA from Priapulus caudatus, 582 nucleotides. RefSeq names its product fibroblast growth factor receptor 1-like. The record is from RefSeq and is a predicted model, not a curated record. The transcript is spliced from 5 exons. Gene Ontology annotation, molecular function: transmembrane receptor protein tyrosine kinase activity; ATP binding. Gene Ontology annotation, biological process: positive regulation of kinase activity; protein phosphorylation; cell surface receptor protein tyrosine kinase signaling pathway. Lineage: Eukaryota; Metazoa; Priapulida; Priapulimorpha; Priapulimorphida; Priapulidae. The coding region runs from base 1 to 582 and encodes 193 amino acids. Gene Ontology annotation, cellular component: signaling receptor complex.
AUGCGAUGUCCUGAAUACCUCGCGUCGAAACGGAUCGUACAUCGCGACUUGGCAGCGCGAAACGUUCUCGUCUGUGAGAGCGACGUCGUCAAGAUAUCUGAUUUCGGCCUCUCUAGAAACAUCUACGAACAGAACUCGUACACGAUGAUGAGUGGCUCCAAAGUUCCCGUAAAGUGGAUGGCACCCGAGGCUCUGUUUGAUCAAAUUUACACUACACAGAGCGAUGUCUGGUCGUUCGGCGUGCUACUGUGGGAGAUAGUCACCCUCGGCGCAGCGCCGUACCCAGCCGUCGUCGACACCGGCGAGCUGCUGUGGCUACUCAAGAAUGGUUACAGGAUGGCGAAACCAGACAACUGCCGACAGAAAAUUCAUGACAUCAUGUUAGCGUGUUGGCACUCCCGCUCCGUCUGUCGCCCAACAUUCGCUGAUAUCAAGCGGCGAUUAGAUCAGAUUAAGGACUACGGACCUUACCUAGCAUCUAACUCGUUUGAAAAUGAAUACUACUCCGCAAACGUCUCUAUGUUGCGACAAACGGGGUCAGAUGAGGACGAAGCGGCUGGGCAGUGCAAGCCAUCAACUUAA